AUGUCCUUCUUCAACGAGGCAUUCAUUGCCCACUCAGCUCGUGCUGUCCAUCCAGUGCCACCCAGUUUAUUCUACUUUGGGGGCGGCUCGGACUUGCUUUGGAACGAAUAUAUUAACGCGUGCUUGGGUCAAACUGACACAAAUGACGAAUUUGAUGCCGGCAAUGGCCUGGCCUUGAACCCGUGCCAAGUUACCCGACUAAAAGCCGCUGUCUACACCACGUUUCCCUCCAAAACCUCUCCUCGUAGCACCUCUUCUUACCACACAUUAUCCCCUCACACCUCUCCAUAUGGGACAUCCGCUUGUCCCACACCGUCGACUGGUACAGCUUCUGUUGCCGGAUCUCCCUAUACAUCGUCUUUCCAGGGAGCAUCUCCCCACAGCAUGUCCCCUUACAGCAACCCGACUAAGUUUGGCCAGUUUGACGACAAGGAUGAUCGCCGAAAAAACCAUGUCACCUCGCUCGACGGCAAUAUAGCCAUGGGCCAACACAAUGGAGGUGCCUUGGCCCACGGAAUCCCUGCUUGCCCUCAUCCGCACAACUAUCUCUUCGCCCGCCCCAGAGAAAAGAUUGGCACUGGUCGCACUUGUCACAAAGCCAUUGGCAGCUCCUUGACAGGUCAGUUCUCCAUUGUCGCCGCCACCAAUGGCUUCCCACCCCUGAACGUCGAUUUGAGUCGUGCAAGCGGUUACAUCAACAACUUCGAAUCCUGCCGCAAACCCUGUCCUGCCCACAGCUACAGCUACACUCACCUAACCCAGACAAAGGGCCAGAUGAAGCAGAGUGGUGCGGGCGGAUUCCUCAACGAUAAAGGCCAUGGCUUCAACUUCCACUUGGGUAAUUUACCCUCGUAUCCUGACCAGAGCAUGAGCCGCCAUCCUGGAUCAAGCCAUGAGAAUCUCGGCUGUACUCCUGGUAACGCCAAGAAUCGAAGGGACGUUGGAAUCCAUGACGACCAUAGAAGUAACAGAGAAUUGCGCCGUCUCUUAGAAUUUCAGAACUGGGUUUUGGGUCUGGACGCUUCCACAAUGCUGCGCACCGCGGAACAGGCAGGGUUUCCAGAGCAUUUUGACCUAGGCUUCGAGUCAAACUUGAGCAAUCAUGGCCGGAUGAAGAGCACUGAAGGCCAAGGCAUGAGCACCACCGCGUUGACCAGCACUCCUCGGGGGUAUUCGGCUGAGAACAAUACAGCCCCGUUUACCAGCCGUUCUCACGGUAUCCCUCGAAACCGUAACGAUCCUGCCAGUGGCGGAUACAGCCGCAGCAUGAAACCAACCUUUUCCCCCGUUGUCCUCGGAACCUCCAAGAAUUGCAACAACCACAGGAUUUCGAAGAAGGGCAGCCCCCGUCAUCCUGAGCUUCCUCCGAAGGCCACCCUUCAUAACGUCUCCGCCAAAAGUCUCCCUUUUCGUACCGCCAUUGCCUCCAAGAGCAAACGCGAUGACAGAAACGCCGACAAAAAUGAACUCGAAAAUGUUUUGACCACCUGGGAAACAAGAUCGGACGCGACCGUCGUGCCCUUAUUGAGUGGCGCCACGCCUGUGACAUCUACACCUGUACGAGCUGCAGUGCCGAGACCAGGACGAGGAUGGAAAGAGGAAGGCUGCCGCUGCCGCUGCUGGCAGGCAGGUAAGUCGGACAUCUGGAAACCUCGAUAG
This is a messenger RNA of Neurospora hispaniola, 1659 nucleotides long. RefSeq lists its product as uncharacterized. Lineage: Eukaryota; Fungi; Ascomycota; Sordariomycetes; Sordariales; Sordariaceae. The record is from RefSeq and is a predicted model, not a curated record. The coding region runs from base 1 to 1659 and encodes 552 amino acids. The transcript is spliced from 4 exons.